GAUCCUCUGGUUGGCACUGUUACCCCCGCUCGACCCCAGGCUCCGCGCGUGCUCCAGACGGAGCAGUCCCGCCUACGCUUGUCUCCCUCCCGUUGGCCGCUGGGUCCGGGUCCCAAACCAGAGGGGUGGACGUGGCUUCCAGAAGUGGAGGCCAAAAAAGCAUGUCAGUGGCUCCGAGCAGCAGGAUUUCCUCAGUAUGCUCAGCUUUUUGAAGAAGGUUCAUUUCCCCUGGAUAUUGGCUCUGUGAAGAAGGACCACGAUUUUCUGGACGAGGACUCUCUGGGGGCCUUGAGCAGGAGGCUGAUGACCUUGAACAAUUGUGCCUCGAUGAAACUGGAGGUGCAUUUUCAGUGCAAGCAGAAUGAAGACUCAGAGGAGGAACAGCAGUGCACCAUCAGCAGUCAAUGGGCCUUCCAGAGGGAAAGCAAGCGCUGGUCUCGCAUGGGCUCCUCUGAUCUGCUGGCCCCACCGAGCCCUGGCCUGCCAGUGACCUCCAGCUGUGAGAGCGUCCUCACUGAGCUGAGCACCACCUCCCUGCCGGCCAUCACUGUGAGCUUGGCAUCCGAGCCAGCAGACUUGCCCUUGCUGGGCUGUGCCCCUAGCCCAAGUGACCGGCCCCUUCUCAGCCCGACCCAGGGCCAGAAGGGACCCCGGGACAAAACCAAGAAGCACCGUUCCCGCAGCUUCCUCAGGCAUCUCGAGUCUCUGAGGUGGAAGGAGAAGAAUGGCAGUUGGCACACAGAGUCCAAACCUAACCCAGCUGCCUCGGAGAAGGCUGCCAAAGCCUCAUCUUUCCGCAGUUGCCGAAGCUUCCUAUCUGCUGGAUUCUACAGGGCCAAGAACCGGGCAGCCACCUCGGCCAAUGGUAGUGGCACCGAGACGCAAAGGCCCUGGGAGGCCUGGCCGGUGGCCAUGUUCCGGCAUCCUCAGCAGGUCCACCGGAGUGACUGCCUUGUGCAUGUGCCCGGGGACCACAAACCGGGCACAUUCCCUCGUUCCCUGUCCAUCGAGAGUCUGUGUCCUGAGGAUGGACACCGCCUGGCAGACUGGCAAGCAGGUGGGCGCUGGGGCUACAGAGGGCACCGGGGCUCCUGUGGUUCAACGGGCAGCCACAUCAGUACUUAUGACAAUUUGCCUGAGCUGUACCCAGCUGAGUCCGUGCUGGCUGGGGCUGAAGCCGAAGAUGAGGAGGAGGGUAAGGGCAGCUACACCCACUUGGAUGAUAUCCUCCAGCGUGUGUGGGGUUUGCAGCAGCAGGUUGAGCUCUGGUCUCAGGCCAUGUACCCAGACCUGGAGCCUGGAGACAAGGAGGAGGAAGAAGAUGAGGAAGAAGAGGAGGAGGCUACUCCAUCAGUAGAAAUAGCCACAGUUGAGGUCAAUUGCCAGGCUGAGGCUCUAGCCCAGGUCCAGGCCAAAGUCCAGACAGUAAUCUCAGCUCAGGUGCAGGCUCCCGCCAAGGCCAAGGCCCUGGCACAGGCAGAGGCCCAGCUCCAGGCCCCAGCCCAGUACGAUGAGCAGGAGGCAAAUUCAGGCAGGGAACCCACUUCAGCCUCCAGCCUAUCCGUGGAAGAAGGACACUCCAUCUCUGACACUGUGGCCUCCUCCAGUGAACUUGACAGUAGUGGAAACUCCAUGAAUGAGGCUGAGGCAGCAGGGUCCCCAGCUGGGAUCCAGGCAUCAGCACCCCGUGAACGGCGUGACUCAGGUGUUGGGGCCUCACUUACCAGACCCUGCAGGAAGCUCCAUUGGCACAGCUUCCAGAACUCUCACCGGCCCAGCCUCAACUCAGAGUCACUGGAGAUCAACCGCCAGUUUGCAGGCCAGAUCAACCUCCUGCACAAGGGCUCGUUGCUGCGGCUCACUGCCUUCAUGGAGAAAUACACUGUGCCCCACAAGCAGGGCUGGGUCUGGUCAGUGCCCAAGUUCAUGAAAAGGAACAAGAUGCCAGAUUACCGGGGCCAGCAUGUGUUUGGGGUGCCGCCCCUCAUCCAUGUGCAGCGCACAGGCCAGCCAUUGCCACAGAGCAUUCAGCAAGCCAUGCGCUACCUGCGCAGCCAGUGCCUGGACCAGGUGGGCAUCUUCCGCAAGUCUGGGGUGAAGUCCAGGAUCCAGAACCUGCGCCAAAUGAAUGAGACCUCCCCUGACAAUGUCUGCUAUGAGGGCCAGUCAGCCUAUGAUGUGGCAGACCUGCUGAAGCAGUAUUUCCGGGACCUGCCUGAGCCCAUCUUCACCAGCAAGCUCACCACCACUUUCCUGCAGAUCUACCAGCUCCUUCCCAAAGAUCAAUGGCUGGCAGCAGCGCAAGCCGCCACCUUGCUGCUCCCUGAUGAGAAUCGAGAGGUACUGCAGACCCUGCUCUACUUCCUGAGUGACAUCGCCUCAGCUGAGGAAAACCAGAUGACAGCCGGCAACCUGGCAGUGUGCCUGGCUCCCUCCAUCUUCCACCUCAAUGUCUCCAAGAAGGACAGCACCUCCCCCAGAAUCAAGAGCAAACGCAGCCUGGUUGGCCGGCCAGGCCCUAGGGACCUGAGUGAUAAUAUGGCUGCUACCCAGGGCCUGUUGCACAUGAUCAGUGACUGCAAGAAACUUUUCCAAGUGCCCCAGGAUAUGGUGCUGCAGCUGUGUGGUUCCUACAGUGCAGCUGAGCUCAGUCCCCCCGGCCCAGCCCUGGCUGAGCUGCGGCAGGCCCGAGCUGCUGGAAUAAGCCUGAGCCUCUACAUGGAGGAGAGCAUCCAGGAGCUGCUCCGUGAUGCUGCUGAACGCUUCAAAGGCUGGAUGAGCGUGCCAGGGCCCCAGCGCACAGAGUUGGCUUGCAAGAAGGCAUCGGAUGGGCACCCCCUGAGGAUGUGGAAAGCAUCCACGGAGGUGGCAGCCCCUCCAGCUGUGGUGCUCCACCGUGUUCUGCGGGAGCGGGCCCUUUGGGACGAGGACCUGUUGCGGGCCCAGGUGCUGGAAGCCUUGAUGCCGGGUGUGGAGCUGUACCACUAUGUCACUGACAGCAUGGCACCACAUCCCUGCCGUGACUUCGUGGUGCUGCGGAUGUGGCGCUCGGACCUGCCUCGCGGCGGUUGUCUGCUGGUCUCCCAGUCCCUGGAUCCCCAGCAACCCGUGCCAGAGUCGGGGGUGCGGGCCCUGAUGCUCACAUCCCAGUACCUCAUGGAGCCUUGCGGCCUGGGCCGCUCUAGGCUCACUCACAUCUGCCGUGCUGACCUCAGGGGCCGUUCUCCUGACUGGUACAACAAAGUCUUUGGGCACUUGUGUGCCAUGGAAGUGGCAAAGAUCCGGGACUCCUUCCCCACCCUGAAGUCCGGUGGCCCUGAGACAAAGCUGUGAGCUGCAGGCUGGUCCCAGGGUGGCCCCACCCAGGCCCUCUAGCACCAAGGGAGUAAGGGGAGAACUAAGAGCAGGGCAGGCCUCUGGAUGCUGCUGACAGAGGCAGAGCCCCACUUGUAGCUCCAGCUGCCUGUCGCCCCUUACUUCCCAAAGCAACUCUGCACACCCAAGGGAGUGCAAGAGAACUUGGGUGUCCUGUCUCCACUCCACCAUCACCCCCAACCCUCUUGGUUCUGCCCUCCCAAGAGAGGGGGAUCAUUUUAACGGAAAGAAGGCUGCUGCCCUCCACCUGCCCACAAAGCCACCACUCCAUCCAAAGCCUUCAUAGCUUCCCCACCUGCAGGGGGAAGGAACGAGAGACCAGGGUGUGGUCCCAGCUCCCUGCCAGGGUCCCUUUGAGGUUGGACGGGAGACUCUCGUCCUGCCUUUGGACCCAAUAUUGGCCCUGAAUUGGCUUUUCCAGAGAAAUUGGACUGGAGUGGAUGAGCACUGGGGCAGAGCACAGGGGCAGUCCGAGCCCCCACAUGCUGUUUUUUCUGUGUAAAUACAAUGCUGAUUUUUAUGAGGCUGGUUUAAAGAGUGGACAUUGAUGGGCACCCUAGUUAGGCAACAUGACAAUUUGGGGGAGUUUGGGGUAUGAGAAGGGGAGGGAGACCUUUCUUUCUCAGGUCUCAAGAGACCAAUGAUCCAUUCUUCCCUGACUGGGGACCCAGGCUUUAUCUGCCACUCCCUGGGGUCCCAUCUAGCCUUUGUCCAUGCACUGCAAGCUCAGAUGCCAGGGGCACAAGAGCAGCCUCCUCUCUAUAACAUGAGGUGCGGACCUUCUCAUAAUCUGCUCCCUGGUCAGCUGUCACGCCUGGCCAAGGACCCGGGGGGCUGAAUGGACAGGCUUCCAAAGCCUGACAUCUCUCAGCCCUUGGGCCAACUUCCCCAAACCCAGAAGCCAUGCCUGGAGAGGAAACGGGCUCACUCCCAUGGCACAGGCCUAGCAAAAUCAGAUAUUGGCAAGGAAAUGAGUAUCGAUGUCCAUAUCAUUUUUUCUCCUUUUCCUGCCUGCUGUAGCAUGCUGACAACCCCUGCCUCCAACAGAGGUCUAGCCUCCAAGUCAGGCAGCCAGCCAGGCAGAUGGAAGGGCCUAAUAUCAUCUUAACCAGACAGGGCUUGGUCCAAACAUGGUCUAUCCCACUCACAGUCCAUUGUGGAAUUUGGAUUUCCCGCCGUUCAUAUGGAAAUACAAAGGCCAAUGGGUGCUUUAAUUUCUUUUGUCUGAAUAAACUGGAGUGGGAUGGGUCCCAGUCACCCUAUUCUAA
Molecule: messenger RNA, 4643 nt
Organism: Choloepus didactylus (southern two-toed sloth)
Lineage: Eukaryota; Metazoa; Chordata; Mammalia; Pilosa; Megalonychidae
Gene: STARD8
Product: StAR related lipid transfer domain containing 8
Exons: 14
Coding region: 304-3333 (1009 amino acids)
Biological process (GO): signal transduction; regulation of Rho protein signal transduction; actin cytoskeleton organization
Molecular function (GO): lipid binding; GTPase activator activity
Source: RefSeq, a predicted model, not a curated record